AUUUACGACUAACGCAACACGAUGUGGGGCCGUAGUCCGCUUUAAGCGCCAGCAUAAUCGUCUGUUUGGCGCGUCACCUGGCCCUUGACCUGGUUUCCAUAAGUCACCGCAAAUGGGCGGCGUUGCGGACAUAGCGAGACACUUUGGCCUCAAGGCAGUCUACGUCUUGGUCGCGUGGGGAGUGACACGCGUGCUGGAGGAGGGCCGCAAACGCUUCAUGCGGUCAAGGCGCCGGCGCAGCGAGGAGACCGGGGCGGGCACGGCGGAGGCGGCGGCGGCACCACCGCCGGGAGCCGGAACCACCGCUGCCGCCAGUGGUGGCACGCCGCCGGGGCGUAAGGGCGGAGGUGGAGGCGGCGGGCGGUACCGGCUGUACCGCAGGCCGUUGGCGGAGUACACGCCUAGCAACCCGGGCUGGCUGCGUGAGGCCGUGUCGUACGACCCCGCGGCCCUGGCCACCGACCUGUCCUGGCAGUGCCCGCUGCUCAUACAGUUCCUGGCUAAAAUGGCGGGUCAGUCGGGCAGCCAGCCCCUGGCCCCGGCGGCGGUGCGGCCAUCGGCGGAGGCAGCUGCCCCGGGGCCCCUGGGAGUUACGCUGGGCAAGCAGGCCCGCAAGCAGCUGUUUGCGCUGGAGCCCGAAGUGACCUACCUCAACCACGGCAGCUACGGCGCCGCGUUCAGGCUGGCUCUGGAGGUGCAGCAGUGGUAUCAGCAGCAGUUGGAGGCGCAGCCGGUGCGUUUCAUGGAGACGGUGGCGCUCAAGGCUCUGGUGGCGGCUGUGGCGGAUGCGGCCCGCUUUGUGGGCGCCUCGCCCGCAGACGUGGUGCCGGUGACCAACGCCACCACCGCCAUCAACGCGGUGCUGGCCGCUGUGCCGCUGCGGCGCGGCGACUGGGUGCUCAUGUUCAACACCACCUACCCCGCGGUCAAGAGCACCAUUGCGCGGGUGGCCGCGGCCGCAGGGGCCAGCGUCAUCGAGGUCACCUUGGGUUUGGAGGAGUUGCAGCGGCCGGCGCUGGCGGUCGGAGCCAUGCAGUCGGCAUUGGCGGCGCUGGGUGGCGGCGGGCGGCGUGUGCGGCUGGCCGUGUUGGACCACGUGGCUUCCUUCCCGCCGCUGGUGAUGCCGGUGGUGCAGAUGGCCGCCGUGCUGAAGCAGGUGGGCGCCACAGUGGUGGUGGACGGCGCGCACGCGGUGGGCAACGUGCCGAACCUGCAGGUGCCGGCUCUAGGGUGUGACUACUACACCACCAACCUGCACAAAUGGGGUUGCAGCCCUAAGGGCGCGGCGCUGCUGUGGGUGGCGCCCGGACCGGGGCCGGAGGCGGGCGGCUGCGAGCGGCAGGAGGCACUGCGGCCGCUGGUCACGUCACAUGGCUUCGGUCUGGGCUUUCGCGGCGAGUGGCUGUGGCAGGGCACGACCGACAUGUCGUCGUGGCUUUCGGUUCCGGCGGCGCUGGCCGUGCUGCGGGCCCUGGGCGGCCCGGAGCGCCUCACAGCACGCAACGCAGCCCUGGUGGCAGACGCCGCCGCGGCCAUGCGGCGGCGCUGGCAGGCCGCCGCCGCCGCCGCCGCUGCCGCUGGGAGGGCGGUGGCGGCUGCGCCUGCCGCUUCCGCGCCGGCAACCACCGCCGCCCGAGGGCGUGUGAGUGGCAGCGGCGCUGCUGGUGCUGCUGCGGCUGCUGCUGCUGCUGCUGCCGCGGCGGCGGCUGUAGCAGGGUCGCAGCCGGAUGAGUUGCUACAGCUGGGCGGUGGCGGCGACUGGGCGGCGGGCGGCGGCGCGCCGUGCAUGGUGGCGGUGGAGCUGCCGGCGCCGCUGAAGGGCUAUGCCGGCUGCGGCGCGGCGGAGGCGGUGGCGCUGCAGCGCUGGCUGCGCUAUGAGCGCGGCAUCGAGGUGCCAGUGGUGGCCGCCAUGGGUCGGCUGUGGGUGCGGCUGUCGGCGGCCGCCUACAACGAGCCGGGGGACUACGAGGCACUGGGGCGGGCGGUGGAGGAGCUGCUGGUGCCGCUGCCGGGAGGAGGAGGAGGCGUGGCGGCGGUGGCACCUGUUGUAGCCACCUAGCAGCCGGCGGCAGGCGUUGUGUGUGGAGGGCCGGAGGGGCUGGAAGGGGGAAGGGCAAGGGGCAGUGUUUAGGAUGCGAGACCCAGAGGCGGGCGUGGUGCGGUCGUGCGGUGCAGCGGCACUGCUACCGUACUCCAAAGUGGCAUGUGAGGAUGUGACCUCAUGUGGGGCCUGCGUGAGGGAUGUUGACGCAGGGUCGACGCCACCCCUGGCCGAUGUGCGGGGCCUUCAGUUGCGUCAGCACAGUCGCUGUUUGAGAACUGCGGGGGCCUCACCGCCAGCCCGCCGCCCAAAGCCUUGAACUGGACUGCCGGACCCCGGCGAUGCACUGGAGCAGCCUGGUGGCAUGGGGGGCGAGGCCGAGGGCUGGAGACCUGGAGGCUGGAGCAUUGGGAGUGCCGGCGGCCGGGCUGGGGCAGUGGGGCCCUCACAGCAUCUGAUUUGGUCUGCAUGCUUGCGUCCCCUCUUGUAACGUCGCAAACAU
Molecule: messenger RNA, 2543 nt
Organism: Chlamydomonas reinhardtii
Lineage: Eukaryota; Viridiplantae; Chlorophyta; Chlorophyceae; Chlamydomonadales; Chlamydomonadaceae
Exons: 16
Coding region: 113-2059 (648 amino acids)
Source: RefSeq, a predicted model, not a curated record